AUCAUGCUGUAUGCGCAUGUGUAAACUAAAAUAGAUUGCAGCCAUUUAUGAUAUCAAGGUUGAGCCGAAACUAUCGAAGAAUCAACGCAGACUUGGACACAGAAAGACCAUGAUCCAAGAAAAAGUUUUCGUUUUGUUUGCCUUAAUGGCAGCAACAUUAUGUGUCACUCAAGGAUCCCCAGUUAUACUUGGAAAAGGAACAAAGGUCUUUGCAAGUGGCGCCAAUAUGAGCAUGGUCUGUGAGUAUAACAGCUCCUCAAUGCUGACCCAAUCAGACAUACAGAAGCUCAAGUUUUACGACAAGGGUGGAAAUGAGUAUGAUGGUACUAGGAAUUUCAUGCAAAGUUACAGUAUGAUCUCUUCCAAUAAAAUUGCAACAACCUUAACCAAAGAAUCACUGGAUCGUCCAGAUGCAGGGACGUACCAGUGUAGAUAUGACAACCAAGAAGCAACAAAAUUCUUAGUCACGGUGGCUAUUGUUGAGUUUACUACUACGCCAGAUGAGUACAAUAUGACAGCAGGUGAUAAACAGACCAACACAUUAAAGUGCAACUAUGUGGUAGAGAAGGAAGACUCUGUCACCUGGGACAAAGAGGAACUGAUGUGGUCGCGAGAAGACCAGCCUCUGUCUGCCCGCCAUAAAGCCAAUAAUAGUGUGCUCGUCAUUGAAAACACAGAAUGGACUGAUAUUGGCCCAUACACUUGCUCUGCGAAACUGACAUGGGGAGGGGUAGGCAAUCCUUCUUCUGAAACUGUUUCCACCAUGGUCCCAUUGAAUGGUGCACCCAAAAUAGGUAAAAUGGACACUUCAAAAAAUGUUGUACAAGAAGAUGACUUGGAGAUCAAGUGUGAUGUGACAGGAUAUCCUUACCCAAGCGUGACCUGGAAAAAGGACGGACAACCUUUAACCCCAAACAAGAGAAUCACCUUAUCUAGUGCUGAUGGGAAGUAUACUAAUGCCAUAUUGAACAUCAACAACUUGGAGUUUGAAGACAAGGGAGAGUACACAUGUAACGCUACCAAUUCAGUCUACCCAGGCGGCAAGACUGCAACUAUUGUCAUCAGGGUCAAAGACAAACUUGCAGCACUGUGGCCAUUCCUGGGAAUCGUCGCUGAGGUUAUUGUGCUCUGUGUCAUCAUCUUCAUCUACGAGAAGAAGAGGAGCCGUGAGAUGGAGGAUGAAGCUGAUGGUGGUGAUGAAGUUGUAAAUUCCGAUGACCACAAAGGCAAAGAUGUAAGGCAGAGGAACAUCAGGACCUCGCAUGUACAAAUUCUGGGUAAAGGACUAAAAUGGUUCCUAGAAAAUUCCACGUUUGAACUCUUCUGUUCAUACAGCGACGCCAGUAUCAAUGUUGACCCCGCCCAGCUGAAGUUUUACGAUGGAGAUAACAAACAGCUGUCGGAGGACAGAGGCUUCAAGCAUACUGUUCUAUCCUCCUCCAGUAGUUUUGUCAACGUUUCACUGACCAAGGAUGGAAUUCAGGCAGAAGACUUCGGCACAUACGUCUGUAGAUAUGGCAAUGAUUCUCCGUUUAUAGCGCAUGUUGGAAUCUUAAAAGUGAAUAUAACAGAUGCAACUUAUAACCUAUUAGUGGAAAACAAGGAAGACUACACCCUCACCUGUGACGUCAUACCAGCGGUGGACACGGAAAUAAUUAAUUCCGAAGUCACUCUGUGGUUCAAAGAUGGCGUCAAGGCUGAAGAUGUCUCCCCAAGACAUAUCGUGAAUGGAAGUACAUUGAAUAUUAGAAAAGCCGAGUGGUCAGAUAUUGGACCCUACACGUGUGAAUACAUAGUUUUGUGGGGGUCUCACAACUCCUCAUUUCAGUGGAUGGUCUCAUUCAAUGGAGAGGCCCGGAUGGGAUCAGUGAGCGUCUCUUUUAACUAUUUCCAAGACGACGAUCUGGAACUCUCGUGUCCAGUAUCCGGAUAUCCAUAUCCAGUUGUAACUUGGCAGAGGAACGGAGUGGUUAUAACUCCAGAUAACAGAAUAACCCUGUCUCCAGAUGCCAGUGGAAAGUAUACAAAUGCAGUACUAAACAUACAGAGCUUGCAGUUUGAAGACAAGGGUGACUACUCGUGUACGGGAAGUUCUGAGCUGAACACUGUGACGUCAUCACCUAUCAAGAUUCGAGUCAAAGACAAGUAUGCCGCUGUCUGGCCUUUUAUUGGGAUAGUCGUGGAGGUCCUUCUGCUGGUCGGAAUCAUAGUGGUCUGUGAGAAGAGGGCGAAAAGGAAGAAGGAAGAUACAGAUGUAGUUGACCAGCCUACAGCACGAAGGACCAGUGAAAGGAGAACUUCAGAAGCUCGACAGAGAAUUAUUUCUUCAUAAAAAUCGGAAAACUCUAUUUAAUAUUCUUCGUUUAUUUAUUAUUAAUUACCUGAAUUAACAUUAAUUGAUUACUAGUAGGAAGGUGAGUUGCUUUAAACUUUGAAGUAAGAGAGAUAUGACAAUGGAAGGCGUCGUUUUGUAAGAUUUCAGCUGCAUGUAUUGUAGUUUCAGAUUAACCCACACAAUUUAUACACAUAUUUUUAUCGCAUGUUUAGCAAUUGUUUCAACUACUUUUAAAAAUCUAUAAUUGUAGUGCAUUCCCCAAUAUUCAGUCUAUGACUUGUUAGUGUAUAUUUGUUAGACAAAAAUUAAAAUAUGAAUUAGGUGAUCCUGAAAGGAAACACCAAUUCCGAUUCAAAAUGGUGAUGAAAGAAAAAAAAUCAUGCAUUUAUAUGUAUAUUAGACAUAUGUGUAUUUUUGCUGUAUAAAUUUAUGUGUUUCUUAACUGUGUGAAAUACACCUGUCUGUUCAAUGUUUAUUUUUUAUACCAAGAUUUAACAGUUUUAAUAAAAAUCGUUUUAUUUUU
Magallana angulata is the source of this 2858-nucleotide messenger RNA. Its product is annotated as hemicentin-1-like. The coding region runs from base 110 to 2332 and encodes 740 amino acids. The record is from RefSeq and is a predicted model, not a curated record. The transcript is spliced from 14 exons. NCBI's taxonomy places the organism in Eukaryota, Metazoa, Mollusca, Bivalvia, Ostreida, Ostreidae.